AUGAGGGCACAAGCUGUCGUGCUCGCCUACUCGCUGUUGGCGUCCGCGCUGCUGUGCCGGAGAGCCGCGGCCUCGCCGGCGUUCAUCGUCGGGAAGCUCGUCAUGGGCGGGCUGGAGUUACGCCGUCCCGUGAUGGACACCAUGACGGCGAAUCAGUCAACACCACUGCAACUUUCGACGGCGGCGAGCGAUGGAAAUGUGGACGGACUCCAUCCGAACUGGUUGUCUUUGCUCCCGGAAAUAACCUCACCGCUGGACCGGAACCAUCCCUUUGGCGAACAAGGGAUCGUGCUCGAUCACUUGCUCGUGUUUUUGGUGCUCUUUGUUGUGUACAUCUUCCGCUGA
Molecule: messenger RNA, 345 nt
Organism: Triticum turgidum subsp. durum (durum wheat)
Lineage: Eukaryota; Viridiplantae; Streptophyta; Magnoliopsida; Poales; Poaceae
Source: the annotation of a GenBank genome assembly